AUGGGCAAACUUCACUCCAAACACGCUGCCGUGUGUAAGCGCAGGGAGAGCCCCGAAGGUGACAGCUUCGCAGUGAACGCCUCCUGGGCUAGGAAAGGGAUCGAGGACUGGAUCGGGAAGCAACGCUACCCCAGCAGCGGCCCAGGAUCCCGGCAGCCCCGGGUGGUGGGCGGCUUCACCAGCGGCACCCGGGAUCCAGCUGGGGAAGUUUACCGAGAAACAAUCAGCGAGGAACAUUUUCGUCUAGAAGUGUCUUUGCCUCCUGAGAAGACAGAUGGGCCAGGGAGUGGAGAUGAAAAGAAGGCCGAGAAAGACAGUGAAUCUUGCCCCAGCUCCAAGAAACAGCUGAAAUUUGAAGAGUUACAGUGUGAUGUUUCAGUAGAGGAAGACAAUCGGCAAGAAUGGACCUUCACGCUAUAUGACUUUGAUAACAACGGCAAAGUCACUCGAGAGGACAUCACUAGCUUGCUCCAUACUAUCUAUGAGGUAGUUGAUUCCUCAGUCAACCAUUCUCCAACAUCCAGUAAGACUCUGCGGGUGAAACUCACAGUGGCCCCAGAUGGAAGUCAGAAGAGGAAAAGUAUUUUGCUCAAUCACACUGAUCUACCAAGUUUGAGGCGCAGAACAGAGAGCAAGGCCAAUGAAGAGCUGAGGAGCUUGGAGAAGAAACAACGUGCUCCCCUCAGGUACCAUGGAGAUGCCCACUUAGAGCAAUCUGGGCGCUAUCGCCAUUGUGUUGAUGAGAACAUUGAAAGAAGAAACCACUAUUUGGAUCUUGCAGGGAUAGAAAAUUACACAUCCAAGUUUGGACCAGGCUCUCCUUCACAGAAACCCGAGCUGCCCACAAGAGUCCCCAUCCAGACUAGAUCUCGAUCCCAUGAACCUGAAACCAUCCACGUGCACCACAGGAAGUCCCAGGGGGCAGAACCCGGCCCCUUCCACUUCAUGGACAUUCCAUAUGCCAAGAUCGCCGAAGUCCAGCAACGCCUCCGGGCUGGUCAGGAUCUGAGCAAGCACUUUGUAAAGUCCCCCAAAGCCCAGAGCAAAAAUGUGGGGUCCGCCCACCUGGGGAGGGGAGCAAGAAGCAAAUCGAUCUUGGGACCUGCCAUCCCCUUGGCUUCCCCAACAACCCGCCCUGUCCUGACCCCACCCUACCUCCUUGGGCCAGCCCCACCAAUGCACAAGAAACAUAAGCAGAGAGCCAAGGAGAGUCAGCAAAUGUGCAAAAGCCUCCAGCCCCCCGGGAGCACAGUGGUGGAGAAGGAACAUGUGCGAGACCUGCCUGCAGUUGUAUUAUACGAGGGCCAGGUGGGGCAGAUGGUCCAGAGACAUGAACACCACCAUCACCACGAACAUCACCACCAUUACCACCACUUCUACCAGACAUAG
This is a messenger RNA of Gracilinanus agilis (Agile Gracile Mouse Opossum), 1389 nucleotides long. RefSeq names its product NKD inhibitor of WNT signaling pathway 1 (gene NKD1). Gene Ontology annotation, cellular component: cytoplasm. The transcript has 10 exons. Gene Ontology annotation, biological process: negative regulation of Wnt signaling pathway. The record is from RefSeq and is a predicted model, not a curated record. Bases 1 to 1389 code for a protein of 462 amino acids. NCBI's taxonomy places the organism in Eukaryota, Metazoa, Chordata, Mammalia, Didelphimorphia, Didelphidae. Gene Ontology annotation, molecular function: calcium ion binding.